AAGAGGCGGAGCUACUGCAGCCCAGUCACGUGGCACAGCUCGGACCAAUCAGCGCGCACUUUCCUAACAGAGAUUUGUAAGAUGGCUACCGCCGAACCGGAAACCAAUCCGAGUCCGCCCCACGCCGAGGAAGAUGGAGCCGAGGAUUCUGGGAAGGAGAUGGUGAGCCCAGAGGCCUACGUCAAACAUCCGCUGCAGAACAGAUGGUCUCUGUGGUUCUUCAAGAACGACAAGAGCAAAACAUGGCAGGCCAACCUGCGCCUCAUCUCCAAGUUUGACACGGUGGAAGAUUUUUGGGCCCUCUACAACCACAUCCAGCUGUCCAGCAACCUCAUGUCCGGCUGCGACUACUCCCUGUUCAAGGACGGCAUCGAGCCCAUGUGGGAGGACGAGCGGAACAAGCGUGGCGGACGCUGGCUGAUCACGCUCACCAAGCAGCAGCGGAGAUCAGACCUGGACCGCUUCUGGCUGGAGACGCUGCUGUGUUUAGUCGGAGAGGCUUUUGACGACUACAGCGACGACGUCUGUGGAGCCGUCGUCAACAUUCGCAACAAAGGGGAUAAAAUCGCCGUGUGGACCUCUGACUACGAGAACCGGGAGGCUGUGACACACAUAGGGAGGGUUUACAAGGAGCGGCUGGGGCUCCCCAUGAAGAUGACGAUCGGCUACCAGUCUCACGCCGACACGGCCACCAAGAGCGGCUCCACCACCAAGAACAAAUUCGUAGUCUGAGAAAAAUGCCUCAUGUGCCUCUUUUCAUUUUCCUUGUCUUAUUUGUUGGUGUUUACUUUGCUACAAAGACUCUGCGAAACACAAUCUGGAGGAGGAGGGAAGUCCAACCUACACGCCAAAAUAACCAGAACCGGCCCGUCUGCGGCGGCCAUGACACUAACAGAGAGGCAUCAAGAGACGCAGAGCUGCACUCUGAUCAGUUAAUCCUUUGAUUUUUAAACGUGUUUUGUGUUGAAUGGCAGGGAAUCCUGAACGCGUUCUGGCUCUGGUUGCUGUAAUCCUUAAUGACAUUAAAACACCUUUAAUUUAU
This is a messenger RNA of Xiphophorus couchianus (Monterrey platyfish), 1042 nucleotides long. RefSeq names its product eukaryotic translation initiation factor 4eb (gene eif4eb). The record is from RefSeq and is a predicted model, not a curated record. Gene Ontology annotation, biological process: translational initiation. The transcript has 7 exons. Gene Ontology annotation, molecular function: RNA 7-methylguanosine cap binding; translation initiation factor activity. Lineage: Eukaryota; Metazoa; Chordata; Actinopteri; Cyprinodontiformes; Poeciliidae. Bases 82 to 732 code for a protein of 216 amino acids. Gene Ontology annotation, cellular component: eukaryotic translation initiation factor 4F complex; cytoplasm.